This is a messenger RNA of Limulus polyphemus (Atlantic horseshoe crab), 910 nucleotides long. RefSeq lists its product as uncharacterized. The annotation marks the transcript as partial. Lineage: Eukaryota; Metazoa; Arthropoda; Merostomata; Xiphosura; Limulidae. The record is from RefSeq and is a predicted model, not a curated record. The transcript is spliced from 4 exons.
AUGUAUUUAAAUAUAAAACAUGCCACUGGAGAUUUGAAACUCGAAGCUUCCUCUGUAGAAACCAGCUCAGAUGAUACCCGGUUCGACGAUGGCAGUAAUGGUUCUACUAGCAGAAGUGCAAGUAGUAGUAGUAUAAAUGGUGAAACCAACGAGACCACAGCCGAACAUUUACAAGAAAUCGGAAGUAGAGAAUGUGAGAAAUACCAGGAAUCAAAACUUCACUUGACAACAUCUACAAAAACAGCUUCUAAUCAGGAAGACAAAUCUGAUGGAGAUGAAUGUUUUGAGCCUCUCAAUUUAAAGGCUAAACAAGAAUAUUCAAGUGUUAUCAACACUGUGUGUUUAUCAUCAGAACCAAGUCCAGAAAGUGACACUGAAUCUGCAUCUGCUCCAUUGGACUUGUGCAUCAAAAAACAUGAAUCAAGUGCAGUGACCACUCAAAUAGAAGACACUUCUUUACGAAGUAACACAACUUUCUCACUGUCCUUUGGACACCACCCCUUGGUCAGUAGUCAGCCUGCUACUGCUGGAGUUUUGUUAAUGCCAGGAACUCGUAGGCGUGGAAGAAAGCCAAGGAAUUGGGUUGCUCAAGAUGGUCAGCUAAAGCAGCCACCAAAGAGCAGCAGUAUUAUUGUAUCUGCAUCCAAUCAGAAGAUGAGCUUUCAGUCAUCGACAUAUUCACCAAGCAAGAGUAGUAAGUCAGCAUCAUUAGACAUAGAGAAACUGAUGUCUUAUAUGCUUUCCCACAUUCCUCCCAGUAGAGGUCGUCCCCGGGGUAGACCUCGAGGUAGGGGCAGAGGUCGAGGAAGAGGACGACUACCAUUAGGCAACUAUCUACCUGUUAAUGGAGAUAGUAUUCCUAGAAACCAAAAACAUGAUAACCUGCCAAGUGGGAAUUUACCUGUUGUUG